Molecule: messenger RNA, 2245 nt
Organism: Drosophila bipectinata
Lineage: Eukaryota; Metazoa; Arthropoda; Insecta; Diptera; Drosophilidae
Gene: ecd
Product: ecdysoneless cell cycle regulator
Cellular component (GO): nucleus
Source: RefSeq, a predicted model, not a curated record
UGUUUUUUGCCUGAGAACCUUUGCUUUGACCAAGAACUCAGCGCCAGCGGCGAGGAAUACUUAAGCUGCGAAGGACUCGUUGAGUCAUCGCCCCACAAACAAGGGAAACAAAGAAACAAAGGAUGAGCAAAUUAAUUGGCGGAAAUCUGGAGUUUGUGCGAGAGGAUGACUUUGUGGAGUACUACAUAUUCCCCAGACUGCCGGACAAUCUGCGGGACCCGGCAAAGAUUCACCAGCAAAUGGUCCAAGUUCACAAGGAAAUUAACGCCAUCGUGAAGGAGAAGACUCUGGAGCGGAGCUACCUGUGGCACAAAGAUGAGUUCAAGCUUCAGAUACGCACGGGCAGCCCCGAGGAACGCCUGCUGAACGAAGAAACCAACCCAGAAGACGAAGAGAACCUGGGUGACCUCCCGCCCUAUUUCCAUGGCGUAACCCACUACGGCGACAACAUAGCAGACGAAUGGUUCGUGGUCUAUUUGCUAACGGAGAUAACACGUGCCCGCGGUGACUGCAUUGCUCGCGUCUGUGACUCGGACGGAGAGUUUCUGCUCAUCGAAGCGGCAGAAGCGCUCCCGGACUGGGCCUCGCCGGAAUCCUGCGAGCGGCGCGUCUAUAUAGUUAAUGGGGGCCUCCAGUUGCUCCAGAACUCUGCAGCCACCAGCCAAGAUGCUGUUAUUACGAUGGCAAAUGCCCUCCAACGAAUUCGCUUAAAUCCCACCCUCUACCGCUGCUCCCGCGAAAUUCAAUCCUGUAUCGAUGCGCGACUCAAAGAGUUCCAGAUCGCCCAGCCCCACUUCUCAAUCCACCGCCAGGUGGUGGAGCUUCCCCUGAGUGCAGCUCAGCUCCUGAAACAGCAGCCGCGGUUGGUCUCAUCGGCUGUGAGGGCUUUCUGCGAUCGCGAUUCUAUGGACACUAAGGCGCUACGCACAAUGCGCUACUUUCCGCCCGAGGCUCCCCGCCUACGCACAAAUUUGGGAUUCACUCGCUGCUUGUACGCCAUGCUGAUGCACCAACAGUACACACCCGAAAGACGACUCGGCUGGAAGCUCACAGACUCUGUAGCUAAUCCAGAGCUCUAUAAGGAGCAACUGCUUGGCGUGAAGCUGUCCAGCGGCUUGGAGAUCUUGGCCAGUCAAGCGAAGAGAAUAGAUGGGCAGAAGCUGGAGGAGCUGCCAGCCUGGCGCGCAUAUCAUCGGAGCCUCCAAUCGAAAGGCUACUUUAAGGAUAAUCUGGAGGGCAGUGCCGAAUACCAGCAGCUGUUGACAAAGGCCAUGGACUACUUCCGCGGUAAUCAGGAGCGCUUCCGUACCGCCCCGCAGGUGGGAGCGGAGAUUCUGGAACUUCUACUUCAUCCGGCAGAAGCUGCGUCAGAGGAGCUCCGCGACGAGGAGAACAACCUGCAACCGAGCGAUUCAGACGAGUGGCUGAAUAUUAGUGCUGAGGAUCUGGAUUCCAUGUUGCAGGAUCGGUAUGGGCCGCACAAGCUGUACAAGCCCAAUGGGGACAUGAAUGCCGAAGAGUUCACCAAACAACUGUCUGACUUCCUCGACCAGCAGUCCAACUUUGAAGGCAUCGAGCACAAAGGACACGAGGAGCUAGAUUCCGAUGACGACGAGCCGGAACCGAAAAAGACCGAGAGUUCCACAUCAUCUGGAGCCAAGGUGAAGAAGAACGCAUCGAUGCGCAAGGCUUGCCAGCGGAAUUCUCUGAUUCAGCAGGAGGAGCCAGACAGCACGCAUGUGCGGAACUUCCUGGACUUUGUCAUACCCGAGGACAACUGGGACUCCACCUCCGAAAUGAGCGACUAUGCCGACGAGGAUGAUCUCGAGAGUAACUUGCACCGAAGCCUGUCUGGACCAGGGGCCGGCAACGUGUUCCCAUUGGACCGUCAAAUAAAGUCGUACAUGGAGCAAAUGGACAGGGAACUGGCACAAACCACUGUGGGAAAAACGUUUAAUGGUAAGAAGAAGGCGCCGCAGGCAGAGGAGGAUGACUUUGACGACAUCGAGGACUUUGAGCCCAUCAAUAUAAAUGUAAACACACUUCGCAACAUGAUGGACAGCUACAAAUCACAGGUUGGCGGCUCUGGGCCCGUUUCAAAUCUUUUUAGCGCCAUGGGUGUGGGUAUGGCGGCAGCUUGUGAGGAUAAGGAUCCCAAGAAUCUCUCCGAGUCGGCCGUGUAAAUUGGACCAGAGGUCCUUAUUAUAGAAAUAGGACGAAAAUAAAUGUGCAUAACUGAUUGUAA